AAGCAGCGAGGCAUUAGCAGGACAGCGAGCGCGGUAUCAUCAUCAUCAUGCCCAGGGACUACCAGGCCGAGAAAGAGAAAUGCAAGACCUUUCUUCAGGAGUUUUAUAAGGAUGAUGAAUUUGGAAAGAAAAACUUCAAGUAUGGCGUCCAGCUGGCUAAUAUUGCUCACAGAGAGCAGGUUGCACUGUGCAUUGACCUGGAUGACUUGGCUGAGGAGGACCCAGAGUUGGUGGAUGCCAUCUGUGAAAAUACUCGCAGGUACACAAACCUCUUUGCUGAUGCUGUUCAGGAGCUGCUGCCUCAGUAUAAAGAGCGAGAGGUAGUGCAUAAAGAUGCUUUGGAUGUGUAUAUUGAACACCGCUUAAUGAUGGAGCAGAGGGGCAGAGAUCCCAAUGAGAUGCGAGAUCCUCACAACCAGUAUCCACCAGAGCUUAUGCGCAGAUUUGAACUAUACUUCAAAGCUCCAAGUAGCUCAAAGGCCCGUGUAGUACGAGACGUCAAAGCGGAUUCGAUUGGCAAGUUGGUUACAGUUCGAGGCAUCGUCACGAGGGUCACAGAAGUCAAGCCUAUGAUGGUCGUGGCCACUUACACUUGUGACCAGUGCGGUGCAGAGACCUACCAACCGAUUCAAUCUCCGACUUUCAUGCCGCUUAUAAUGUGCCCGAGCAGAGAGUGUCAGACAAACCGUUCCGGUGGCAGGCUUUACUUGCAAACCCGGGGCUCCAAGUUUAUUAAGUUCCAGGAGCUGAAGAUUCAAGAACAUAGUGAUCAGGUUCCAGUUGGGAACAUCCCGCGCUGUAUGAGUGUGUAUGUGCGUGGGGAAAACACCCGCCUCGCUCAGCCUGGAGACCAUGUUGGUAUUACUGGAGUCUUCCUGCCAAUGCUCAGAACUGGCUUCCGGCAGGUGGUACAGGGUCUCCUUUCAGAGACAUACCUCGAAUCUCAUCGUUUAGUGAAAAUGAACAAGACCGAGGAUGAUGAACUUGGCACAGAAGAGCUGAGUGAAGAGGAGCUGCGACAGAUUACUGAGGAAGAUUUCUAUGAGAAGCUAGCAGCCUCCAUUGCUCCUGAGAUUUAUGGCCAUGAGGAUGUGAAGAAAGCCCUUCUUUUGCUAUUGGUGGGAGGUGUUGACCAUUCUCCUCGUGGCAUGAAGAUCAGAGGGAAUAUUAACGUUUGCCUCAUGGGUGACCCAGGAGUAGCAAAAUCACAGCUACUUUCUUACAUUGAUCGUCUUGCACCUCGAAGUCAGUACACAACAGGUCGUGGCUCUUCUGGGGUUGGUCUCACUGCAGCAGUAAUGAAAGACCCAGUGACUGGGGAGAUGACUCUGGAAGGUGGAGCUUUGGUACUGGCAGAUCAGGGGGUUUGCUGCAUUGAUGAAUUUGAUAAGAUGAUGGACUCUGACAGAACAGCCAUUCACGAAGUCAUGGAGCAGCAGACUAUCUCCAUAGCAAAGGCUGGUAUAAUGACCACGUUGAAUGCUCGUUGCUCCAUUCUUGCUGCUGCUAACCCAGCCUAUGGGAGAUACAACCCAAAGAAGACUGUGGAGCAAAAUAUCCAGCUGCCUGCUGCCCUACUGUCUCGAUUUGACCUUCUCUGGCUAAUACAAGACAAGCCUGACCGGGACAAUGAUCUCAGACUGGCUCAGCACAUUACAUAUGUCCAUCAGCACAGCAAACAACCGCCAUCACAAUUCCAGCCUAUGGAUAUGAAACUCAUGCGGCGUUACAUCACUAUGUGCAAGAGCAAGCAGCCUGCCAUUCCAGAAUCCCUUGCCGAUUAUUUGACAGCUGCCUAUGUGGAGAUGAGAAAAGAAGCCAGAACCAACAAAGAUAUGACCUUCACUUCUGCCAGAACCCUAUUGUCUAUCCUGAGAUUGUCUACAGCCUUGGCUCGGCUGCGUCUGGAAGAUGUAGUGGAGAAAGAGGAUGUAAAUGAGGCCAUGAGGUUGACUGAAAUGUCAAAGGACUCGUUGCAAGGAGACAAGGGCCACGCUUCAAGGACUCAACGGCCGGCUGAUGUGAUCUUUUCAACUAUCCGCGAGAUGGUCCCAGAAAAAGGUGCUCGCAGUGUUAAAUACUCGGAGGCUGAGCAGCGCUGUGUGUCUAAAGGCUUCACCCCUGCCCAGUUUGAGGCAGCCUUGGAGGAGUAUGAGGAGCUUAAUGUUUGGCUGGUUAAUCAGGCCCGCACCAAGAUCACAUUUGUCUAAUGAUGCUUCUGUAUGUUACUGGUCAGGAAAGUCUUGGGAUGGGAUUUUGCAGCUGUCCCAGUAAUUCCCUGUGAUCAGCUUGGCUGCAAGAUGUGCUCUUUUUUUUUUGUAAGGUAAAAGGUCAAUAACACAACCACCUGUUUUAAUUAUCCAAAAAGUCGAUGUGAUUAGUAUUGUCUUUAAAUAUGUUAACAUGGACAAGUAACUGGUGAUCUCAAUACAGUCUGCCUCCUGUGGAACUCGGUAUUCCAGGCCUGGAUAGGAGGAGACUGAUUUUUCACUCUGUAAAUAGUUAUCAUGUGGUCUCUGAAGAACUUUCAAUAAAGAUGUUUUAGUAGG
Molecule: messenger RNA, 2549 nt
Organism: Xenopus laevis (African clawed frog)
Lineage: Eukaryota; Metazoa; Chordata; Amphibia; Anura; Pipidae
Gene: mcm7.L
Product: minichromosome maintenance complex component 7 L homeolog
Biological process (GO): DNA replication initiation; DNA replication; DNA strand elongation involved in DNA replication
Cellular component (GO): chromosome; nucleus; chromatin
Molecular function (GO): ATP binding; ATP hydrolysis activity; single-stranded DNA helicase activity
Source: RefSeq, marked provisional